CACUCAAGUAGUGCAUGUGUGAAAUAAUUUGUAUAGAACGUAAUCUUACUGCAUUGAAGUGUGUGUAUACUGAGUUGAUAAGAGUUGGUCUAAUGCCAAGUUGAUAAACAUAUCGUCCACAGUAACUAUUGAAACAUUUCAAUCCACGAUUCGCUGAUCACUUUUCAUUUAAACAACGACAAAACGAAGAUGGAUGAAAUUUUGGCCGCUUUUGAGAUGGGUCACCUUGCUGAAUUUAUCAAAAACAAUGAUGAUUCGGAGCUGUUGGAAUCCUGCUGGUCGGAUAUCAUCGAGUCCAACUACGACCGGAAACCGGACCUGGUGAAAGCACUGAUCGAGGCCGGUAUUGACUGUGAUGUACGCAACCGUUACAAUCUAACACCUGUGGAACAGGCGCUUGCUCUGAAGCAGCAGGAGCUAGUUACGGCUAUGUUGAGUGCGGAGGCAUCUUUACACACGCAACAGCAGAUGGUUUAUCGUCUUGUGAGGCGUAGAAAUGUGGAAUUGUUGAAUCUAUUUUUCGAGAUGAUAAACGCCAAACAGGCAGACAAAUUCAAAUUGGUUUCGCUCGCGUUGGAAGAGAUUCACAUUAAAGAUGUUCCUAUGGAUCAAGAAAUGAUGGAGUAUUGCGUGAAGUUACAGCUCAAUGUUUGUUAUAGUAGUGUUGAUAGGAUGCCGCCCGGUGACAGUCAGCGCUCAGUUAGCAUAUUAGAACGGAUAGGUAUAAUCCUGAGGGAGAUAGAUUUUUUACUAAAAUACGAUAAAGUAGAUUAUAAUGUCGACGCUGAGUUCAUGUUAACUUUGGACAUUGUGUCUGAAAAUAUGUUCGUUAUUGAUCUAUUGUGGCAUAGACAGGGUCUUAGUGGUUUGGGGCCUCGCAAACUGUGGGACCGGUUACAGGCACGAAAAUUUAUUUACUGCAUGGCAAUGUUUAAAUUAGUGCAGAUGAGAGGAUGCGGUUUAGAAGUUUGUGUGCUGUGGAUAGAUAAAGAGUUUCUUUUGGUGCUACUGGAGACACUCGGAUGCGAGCUAAGAGGUAUUAAGGUAUUUAAAAACCGGCGAUUGAUAGAAGGCGAGGCAUUGGAACGAGAUUUGUUGCAAUAUGUUGGAAGAAAUGACAUUUACGUGUGUUGGAGUAAUAAAUUUCCCAACCACAAACUGAGCAGUAGUAUAUUGAAACAAGUAAAGAAAAGGAAAAGUCGAGCUGGAUUAACCGAGCAGCAGUAUGUUUACCUGCAAAUGUUGAUUGACAUGGUGGAGAGCCCACAACAAAUCCGAUUGCAGUGGAAUAAACUGCACCCUAACGUGAAGCUAAGCAGGAAAACUCUACAUUGGGCACUUGAAACUGUACGAAAAAGGCAGGACAGCGGUCGAUCGAAACCAUUUAGCGAAAAAGUUUCUUCCAAAACACGUUACGGAAUGAAUUUGUUAGAGCGGCUACAUAAUGGAAUGAAGAAUUUACAUUCAAUAAUAAAAAUGCUUUGUGGUAUUGAAAUUGUUAAAGAUAUCGCUUUAACGCGUGAGAAUGUUCGCUUUUUUGGAUAUGCUGCUCUCAGGAGGGUUACACAGUUUGUUGGAGAAUAUAGUAAAAGUACCCAAGACACGCCAAAUCUUGAAAGAACCUUGCAUAAUAAUAUGAGCCGGUUAAGCACACGGCAGGUGAUAAAAAUAUACGAACAAAAACGGAAUAAUUUAACACACGGACUGUCUUUAACUGAUGUCAACUUUCGGAUUCGGUGCAAUAGAGGUGAACUCGAUAGUGUUCUAAUGGAGCACUGCGAAGCUGUCCAAAAUGAUUUACGAAAAAACUGGAAACACAUUACACUGUUUCAUGAGUGUGCUAUCACGAAAGCAUUACGAUCUUGUCUUAAUCGUGUAGCACGGUUCAAAUCAAUUCAGCAGUGUAGAUCGUAUUAUGCAUGGGUGCGCGCAAUAUUGCCAAAACAAAUUGGACAAGUUGCAGGUUUGUCCACAUUCCAACAAAUGUACGAGCUUCUGGCACAAUUAACCAUUCAUAUAGAUUGUACAAAUCACCGAGAAGCACUACGAGCUAUUCAUGAAGAUCUGAGUUUAGCUGAGAGUAAAGAGCUUGAACACAGAGCAGUCUUGUGUAAGUAUCAGAACAGUGUGGUUAGCGAUAUAUUUUAUUGCACUGUUGCGGAUAACCUAGCGUCGGUCAGAAGAAAAACACUAACAACACUGCAAUUGUUGCAGAUACCAUUUUUUCCGUCAGUAUCUUUAGAAAUAUUGAGAAGAACGAACGAAAAAGUUCAAGUACUGUUUAACAAGCAAAUCUCGCCAGAAGUUAAUUCAAUUCUUCAUGAAUUGAUGCGUCACUUAGCUGGAAAAGAGGACCGCCAGAAUGACAUGAAUAAGUUCAAUAUUCAUCAAUAUGUACCGUACCAAGAUGAGUUAUACACAGAGGGUCUCUUGAAUGCUCUUGAUGUACAGUUGGAGACGGAUCAGUUCUAUUCCAUACAUCAGGCUUUAACUCGGAAGGUUUACAAUCCAUUAAGCCUUGAUCAUGCAGCUAACGUGUUCAACGUGGAAAAGAAGUUUAAAAUUUUUGAGCAAGUGCUAAAAGAACGUUCCAUACAGUAUAACACAGCAACACUCGACCGCCUUCGCUUGGAGGAUGGUCGUAAAUUUCAGCUACUUUUCGUGCAAAUGAUCCAAUCUCUCUAUGAGUUAGUCAUGGCAAAACCUAGUGGCGUUACACAACAUGAUUCAGCACGAAUUCUUGCAAUCGAUAUGGGUCUUCUCGAAAUAUGUGAAAUACUUUCACACACUAGAGCAUUUCAAACGAACUUUGAAUACUUGAAUAGUCCGUGCCCGCCGCCAACUGGAAAGACUAUUCGCAAUAUUUUAGCACACGACACUACAUUAGCUGGUUCGGCUAUUAUUUGUCCAGCAGAAACAACCAAGCUUACGGUACAGGUUUUGUACGAACAGCGAAACCAACUACUGAACACCGAAAGCAAAUACGAUCCCGUUCCACAAUUUGGAUCGAUAGCUAAAAAGUAUGAACGUCGGAAACGCCUGCUAAAGGAACAGAAAGUUCCACUCUCGGUAGAACUGGAUUGUGUAAUGCGGAACUGCGACCCUCGAUUUGAUAUCUACGGACAAUUUAUACACUACUGGAAAGAAAGUGAACUAGUAACUCACAACCUGUUGGACGUGUUGAUUUACAAUUAUCCAGACGAAGCUAUCGCCUACGUUGAGCAUUGUUCUCACUCGGAUAAACCUAUUCAACGAUCAGUUUUUUAUCAUCUCUGGAAGCGUCUAGUGAAAAGUGAGUUUCUUGGUUACCACCCUCAGCAAAUCACACAAUCACAGAUUGAAAGUAUAGAAAGAUCAGAAAAAUUUGAAGAAAUGUGGAAUCGCCAUUUUGGUAUCAUGGGGAAAGCCAAUUUUCAACAUCCAAAUUUGGUGGAAGAUGCACAGGUAUUUGAAUCACAGAUUGAAAGUACAUUACACUUUUGUAUGCGUACAGGAAGAUUAGAAAAGUUUGAAGAAAUGUUCAAUCGCUACGGGAAACGUUUUGAUUUCAUGGCGAAAGCAAAUUUUCAACAUCCAAAGUUGGUGAAAAAAUUGUCAAAGGUACUACCAUGGCACUCCGUCAACAGCAUGGGACGUAAUUUGCUGCACGUAUUUUGUUCUGAAAACAAUUCAGCUGCACUGCGUGACGCCUUAAAGAUUUCCAAAGUAGCAUCACUUGUCAACGAAAAGGAUUCAGAUGGCGUAAAUCCAAUACAGUAUGCCGCUUGCAUUGGUAAUUUUGGUACCGUUGAAAUACUGCUUAACUGCCGCAGUAGGCCACCACUGGACUCUUCUACUCUUCAGUUGAUUAUUUUGUACCAUCGUAAUGAUCUUCUUGCUUAUUUUACCACGAUGUUUAAGAAUACGCCAAACAUUCCCAAUGUGUGGAAGUUCAUUUUUCGGAGUGGAAACAUCGAGGCAUUAAACAAACUGAAAAAAAUUCUGCCAUCGAAAUUGUACAAAAAAAUUCUAUCGCAAGGUAGCGCAACACCGGCAUUGCACCACGCUUUAUACGGGCAAGUUAAACCAUACAUAAUUGAACAGUUCUUAGCAGUUUCCGAGAUUUCCGGAGCGAUCAAACCUUCCUCAAGUGGAUUGAACCCAUUGUGUACGGAUAUUUCUGUAGGCAAAUUCAAACAUGUAAGCCUCUUGCUAAAACAUGGCGCAAUCGUGGAUUUUUCUGUCAUCAAAGCAGCGGCUAUUGCCAACAGCUAUAGGCAUUCUAAACGACUUUACCUGAAAAUCGGAAGAUCGUUAAAGGAUACCGAACUGAUACAAAUCAUCGAAUAUAUUUUGUAUAACAAUUUGAACGAAAAGCUUUUGAAAUUUUUUGUCGAGAAACUGACCACUAGAAUCGUGCCCUAUCAGUGGUUAGAGAAAGUAAUCGGACGACACGCAUUCAAGUUUAUCAAAUACCUUUGUGGAAAAUUUCCAACCAUCUGGGAGGAAUAUCAGCGCAAUGUAGCGUAUGAUCCAAUUAUUUCAGCACUCUAUUCGACCGAGCGUUGGAAUUCAUUUCGCACAGACAAGCAGACAAUCAAAUACCUACUAGACCAGUGCCCAAAUAAAUUGCAACACAGAGCGCUUUUAGUGAACGUCGUCAGAGUCUGCGACCUGGACACUGUUUGUUACUUACUGGAUAAUGAAAAUAUGCUGCUGGAACAGGAAACAAAUGGAUUCACCCCGCUUGCUCUCGCUGCUUACCUAUAUAUAGCACAUAAAAAAAGUAAUAGUUUUAGCAUAUUACGAGCGCUUCUUGAGCGAGGAGCUAACGUACGGUACCUGUUGGACUACAAACCAGAGUACUUAAGACACAUACAUCUGCUGGAAAUGGUACUUCAAUAUUCAACAUUCGAUCCAUCGGAAUCACAUCCGAAUGUCUCAUUUUCCCACAUUGCCUGUGAAAUUGGAAGCGUUCGGUUGAUAAAACUGCUGGUUGAAAAAUAUAAGGUUAACAUCUAUGGAGAUAGUGCUACGCCAGGAACUUCGCUCGGUUGUCCGCUUAUUGUCAGCAUUUAUUCAGAUUCCUUCGAGGUGCUGCGAUACUUAUUGCCUCGCAUUAAAGACAAAGCGUUGUUGACAGGAUGUUUUCGGACAGCCGUCUGCGAAGGCAAGUUGAAAUCUGUCAAACUACUGCUACAACAUUGUCCAAUGUUCAAGACGCAUAUGACGACACUCAAUUUGUUUACGGUUUUAGCUCACGAUGAGGGCCAACUGCAGGUAUUCAUCUAUCUGCAUAGCAUUUUAGAACGAACACGUAAAAUGUCAAAUUUGUAACAACAUUAAAAAUCCUGAAAA
Messenger RNA from Topomyia yanbarensis, 5337 nucleotides. RefSeq lists its product as uncharacterized. The coding region runs from base 190 to 5316 and encodes 1708 amino acids. The record is from RefSeq and is a predicted model, not a curated record. The transcript is spliced from 2 exons. NCBI's taxonomy places the organism in Eukaryota, Metazoa, Arthropoda, Insecta, Diptera, Culicidae. Gene Ontology annotation, molecular function: protein binding.